This is a messenger RNA of Drosophila miranda, 5796 nucleotides long. RefSeq lists its product as uncharacterized. NCBI's taxonomy places the organism in Eukaryota, Metazoa, Arthropoda, Insecta, Diptera, Drosophilidae. The coding region runs from base 1331 to 3640 and encodes 769 amino acids. The transcript has 7 exons. Gene Ontology annotation, molecular function: GTPase activity; calcium channel regulator activity; GTP binding. Gene Ontology annotation, cellular component: plasma membrane. The record is from RefSeq and is a predicted model, not a curated record.
UGCUCUUUACCCCUGCCACAGUCAAAUCAGGCACAUAUCGUUCCGGUCCUAUGCAUAACUUAGGAUUUAGACUCGAUUUAAAGUUGGGCCUGGCAUUCCAUCAAUAAUUCAUUCGGUUUUGAAUGAUUGACCCAGUCGGACCGGAGGACGCCGUCUUGCCCUAUUGUAUAUCUUGAAUACAUAAUUCGCAAAUCUGCAACGAUUAUUAUGUUAUAUAAGCUUACCUUUUCUCCAGCAGGCAGCCCCAAAGACCCAGACCCUCGGUCAAUACAAUAAGCUGGGGAGCCAAUCUCCCUGAGCCCCCCCGUCCGUUCGUUUCGCCCUUUCUGCUCAGACAAUGCCACACAAACCGAAGACGGGCCGAACUAUUGAACAUUUGAAUGCGUCCAAGAAGGACGUAACCCACGAGGGUUUGAUGGAAGGAUAGAUAUUCGUACUAAUACUCAUAUUUGUAUUUGUAUUUGUAUUUGUAUUGAUUUGUUGCCCCGGCUUGUCUGCAGAUUUUCGCAUAACCAAAAACUGUUUUGCCGGAGUGGAAAUGGAACUGAAAGAGGGAAAGGGAGAGGAACUUAGAUAAAGGCAAAGGUAAGCUCUGGCUCUGUCCACUAUCCAGUGGCCAACGGCCGUCCGUCCGUUCGAUUGGUUGCGGUGGCAACAGGCCAUCGCGUUACGAGAAAAUGCAAAAAAAAACAAGAAAAUUCAAAUAAAAACAGAACGAAAGAAAAUGUAGCAGCAGAAACAACAAGUAGGAAAACACUUGAAUCGAUGGCAGCUCGACUAAUUGAUGCCUUGUAGAAUACGAGUGGAAUGCGCUUUUUGAUGCAGCACUCUGUUUGGGUAGAAAAUUCUAGAAAAAAGCCCCAGCAGAGGAGAACUUUGUUAGGAAAACUGACAUAUAUAUGGGAACCUAAUGAUCGAGGUACUUUAGUACGGUAAGCAUAAUUCCUUUCAUCGUCGCCUCCCUGGGGAAUGAUAAUGAAAGUACGACACCGAAUACGAGGUAAUCCUUGCUGCAGUUACACAUUUAUUUGCUCAACGGUAUGGACACGUACUCACGCACAUGUGCGCGACAUGUGAGUGUCUGUGUGUGUGUGUGUGUGGGUGUGUGUGUGUGGGUGCUAUUUGUACAUCCGAUAGAUAGAUAGAUAGAUAAUAAUGGCCCGCAGGUCGGACGUGGGCACCGUGAACACCGUGAAUACCGAGAACCGACAACCGCCCGACAAACAGUUGAGAGUCACAUUUCGAGCUAAGCGGCUAUCGAGGCAGCACACGUGUCCUGUCCUCCCCCACCCCAGGAGAAGAAAGCGGGAGAAGCUGAGGCCCCACUGCAAUGGGAUACACGAAGUGCUCAUGUACGCGACCACUAAAAAUGGCACAGCAGCAACGCAGCUGGGAUGAGGGAGCCAGCGGAGGUGGGGGCUAUAGGCAGCAGGCCUCCGGCCAGCACAAAUCCACCGCUAGGACGGCCAGCAAUCCAUUGCCGAGCAGAGGAGCCACUCCCAAGGCGCCCAGGCCCUACCAUCCCGCACCGCCGUCGGUAUAUGCAACUCCCUUGAUGACUGGGACGGGGACGGGGACGGGUCCGCGCAGUCCAAGCUAUGGCUACGGCGGGGGAUACGAGGCGCCCAGGAGUCCCAAGAUCACAACGUCCUUCGCCAACGACAGCUGCGACGAUGGGAGCAGCUCCACGCCGAGCUCCUACUACCAGACUCCGCCCUCGGGCUCCAUAGAUGACUCCUACUCGCUGUUCAGCGGUCGCACAUCUGCCCGCAGUCCCAAUGCUCCGUGCAAGUUCGUCUUCGAUGCCGUGAGCCCCAAUUCCGGAGCAGACCACUCCGCGUUUUCCAAGAAGUUUGAGUACUACGAGCCCUUCUCGCCGGAUGGGGAUGGCGGGCCCGAGUACUAUGAGCCUCCCAGCUCGCCGCGUCGCCAGGGCUCCAAGAAGCUGAUGAGGAGCAAGCUGCCGCUUGAGCCACUGCCUCUGGUGACCACAACGGGCGUAGACGAUGGCAGCAAGCGACGGCACGACGAGUGGGAGCUGCCGGUGAUCAGCAAGAUCGACGUGGCCCGGAACCUGAGCUCGGGAGCAGGAGCGGGAGCAAGAAGAGGGGGCUACUACGGGUUGAAGCGCGAUUCCUGCGUGACCGACUGCACCCAGCUGUCCAUGGAGUCGGGCGAGACGGGAACCCAGCACACAAACAGCACCCUGGUGACCCACACCACGACUAGCUUCAGUUUUACGGACCCAGAGCAGCAGCAGCAGCAGCAGCAGCAGAAUCUGCAGCGGCAGCGCCGCCAUGCCAUCAACAUCACCUCGAAUCCCGGCUACCAGGUGCUCCACAGCUCGCACUCCACCUUGGACCGCACAUGUUCCGACAGCGUGGUCUCCCUCCGCUAUCGAAAGUCCACCAGCGACCUAACCCAGGAUCCGGACCACGAGCUGAGCGGCUGCAAGCCAUCCAAACCGGUCAAGGCAAAGCGCGAGGUCGUCGAGCACAAGCCCCGCCGCAGGGGCAGCUCCAAAGGAGGCCUGGCCCUCCUGGCCAGUCGCCGCAACUCGCGCGAGUCCAUGAAGAGCGCCUGCUCCAAUGCCUCCAUAGUGUCCAACGAUGAUGUUGGCCCACUGGCCUUCCAAAGCUCCAAUCGGGGUCGUCAGCGGAGAACGUCGAACUUUCUCGAGCUGCCAGUUCCCGACCACAUUCGGCCGCGAGUCUGUUCUCUACCGGAGCGCCCGUACAAUCCCAGGGCCAGCGACGAUCUCUACCGGCUCCGUCACUUCUCCAUCAGCAAGGGCAACGUGGUCAACUGCGGGGAUUCCAUAAUCUCGCGCCGUUCCCGGAGCAACACGAGCGUGAACUCGACAAACAGCCGGGCCAGCGAAAGGUCCCCAUUCGAGGGCAGCUGCUGUGGUGGCGGGUAUGCCAACGUGGACUCUCUGCCGGUCUCCUCGGACGAGUCGGACAACCUGGAGCCGCCGCCCGCGGCCCGCUACCGAGUGGUGAUGCUGGGCGAUGCGGGAGUGGGAAAGACGGCGCUUGUCAACCAGUUCAUGACCUCGGAAUACAUGCACACCUACGAUGCAAGCCUAGUUUUAGACGAUGAGUUCGGCGAGAAGACGGUCAGUGUCCUGCUGGAUGACGAGGAGUCGGACAUGGUCUUCAUCGACCACCCGAGCGUCGAGAUGAGCGUGGAGAACUCGCUCUCCACCUACGAGCCGCACGGCUGUGUCGUUGUCUUCUCGGUGGUCGACCGGGGCACGUUCCGUGUGGCCGAGGAAAUCAUCAAUUAUCUGUGGCAGGAGAAGUACACCAAGGACAAGGCAGUCAUACUCGUAGGCAACAAGGCGGAUCUGGCCCGUGCCCGGCUUAUCACAUCACAAGAGGGAAAAGCCCUGGCCGCCUCACGCGAUGCCAAAUUUAUCGAAACGUCAAGCGGCAUACAGCACAAUGUCGAUGAGCUGCUCGUUGGCAUAUUGAAGCAGAUGCGCCUGAAGGAGGUCCGCGAGAAGAAGGCUACCCAGUCGAAGAUGAAGCACUCUCGCACCCACAUAUCGCUGCAUCUGGCCAAGGAGAUUCUGCAGAAAAUCUGCCUCUCCGACAUCUCCAAGUCGAAGAGCUGUGAGAACCUCCAUGUGCUCUAAGAAGAAGGAGGAUUCCCCAACAAAUACGAGUACCAGCCACAUGUGCAGAGCCAUGGCUCCCAAACAGAAUGAGAAUGAGGAGGAAGAGGAAGAGAAGGGGCCGAGUCCAUUGUCGAUGUCUUCUUUUGGCACAUUCUUGUGUAAAAGCCAAAUUAUGCCACAGAGCACUGUGCAAAGGAGAAUUUUAUCAAAAGCGGCAGGCGGAAUAUUUUGAAUGCCAUUCAGAUUAGCCGAAGGGAGGCCCACGCUUUUGUUAUGUUUUUUGCUACGUCGCCGUCGCCGUUGACGGCCCCAAAAAAUAUUGAAAGUUUAAUGUUAGGUCGCCGCUCCUCAGGCCCAUCUCCAUCCCCUUUCCCUUUCCCGUCACCAUUCCGGCAAGUCAUUGGCCGUGGUCAGGCCUCCGCGAGCAGCGAUAAUUCGUUUGUUUAUGGCGGACGUUUCGAUUAGCUUAUCGGGCCCAGACGCACCUACUUUCGGGUUCUGACCAAGGCCUUGCCUUGCUGAUAAGCGGCGACCCAGCGACGCGUGUGCAGCCUCCACCCAGAGGCUGGGUAUAAGUACGAGUAGUCCCUAAGAAUAUGUGUAUAUUAUAUGUGUGUGUACUUAUAUGUGUUCCAAUGGAGAAUAAUUUCAAAUCCAAUAAUUGUGCUGUCAAUUUAACUAGGCGAUGCUGAUGCUGAUGCUGAAGCUGAAGGAGCAGGCAUAGGCCCAUGCAGAAGAGCGAACUUUAUAGAUGUUGAUAUACUUAUACAAGCAUAUAGAUAUACAGAUACAGAUGCAGAUAAAGUUACUAUAUAUAUAUAUAUAUAUAUCCUAUCCGAUAAGUGUGCGCUAUCCCUAGGUAUAUUUAUCGAGUAGACUAAGGGAUGUUUACUCCUCGAUCUGCUCUGCAAGAACUCUUCCAACUGACGAAAAUCUCAUAUCGGAUUGACUGUUGAAUGUUGACUGUUGUUACUAGUACUAAAGUACGUACUAAAUAAGCCUAAGCCCUAAUCAAAGCAUAAUCUAGCUCGUAUGUGCGUAUAUUCUAUAUGUACGUGCAUGUGAACAUAUGUAUGUAUGUGUACUCGUAUGUAUUGUGUAUUUGUGCAUGUAAGUGGAGAACAUUUCUAACUUUGAUCUCUGAACUCUGAACUUAUACGCUUAUAUUUGAAAAAUACCUUUACAAAAUGCGAAAAACAAGCAAAAAUCAAACUAAAACCUAACUAAACUCUAACUAUUUUCAUAUGUAAACUUACACAUUAGAAGGGAAAAUUACUAGAGAAACCAGGUCAGGCCAGAACAGGCCGGGAGAGCACUAGACACUCGACAGCUAACCACUUAUAUUUUUCCAUUUUCCCCACCGAACACCACACCACACCACACCACACCACACCACACCAUCCUUCAUCCUCCAUCCUUCUCUGUCGAGUGCACUUUAUCAUUUUUAACAUUUACAUUUACCGAAACCCAAAAAAACAAACAAACUAAAAAACUUGCCUCGUAAAAGUUGAAAUCUGCACAGAGAACUCUCCAUCCUAUUCCAUCCCCUCUUUGGGGGCAAUCUGUAUCGCGCAUACGCCGCGAGUGCCAAGGUCCCGGCUUUAAUUUGAUUUGUUAAUCCAAUGUGGGGGGAAAGUAUUCGAAUCAAAGCUAGCUAAAUGCCCACCGAAUUUAUUGUGUAAAACUAAUUGAAAAGCAACAAAAAAACGCAAAAAAAGAUAAAAGAUAAAUUAUUUCUAAAUGGAAUUUUACUGCAGAUUUAUGUAACUGUGCUACACCUGCAAAUUGGCUUAAAGCAUAUUUGUACAAAUAACCAAAGUAGAGAAAUGGUAGAUCGAUGUAUAUUUAUAUUUUUCCAAAGCUAACGAGUACCUAUACGAGAGUCUAUACGAGAUGAUGAUGAUGGAGAGCCCCUCCCCCUCCCCACAGAGUGUGUUGCAGCACACUGUAAUCCACAGUCGUCGACGUUGUGGUGUGCACAUUGAGUGUUGCAAGAGUAGGAAGGAAGGAAGCCUUUGUGCAUGUCACAGAAAUGAGGCGGCAGAAAAACCAAAUUAAUUAGAGUACAAGCGGAUAAAAUCAGAUUUCUUCUGUUUGGUGUGUUUAACUCCCUCUAUACCCCUAAAUCUCCCAUCCCGAUAAAGAUAAAUAAAGGACAACUAUGCUCUGUAACU